AUGUUGCCGUGUUGCCAUGUUGCCGUGUGCACAGACAAAAGCAGCGGCUCGCCUCUUGCUUCGUCUGUCUGUUUGUACUUGACUGUUGCUGCCUGCAUCUGGACAGCGAGACAUACAGCCAGUGCGGUUGUCGUACUCAGGACAGGUAGGACCUUGGAUCGAGAUCUUGCGGCCUAG
This is a messenger RNA of Protopolystoma xenopodis, 177 nucleotides long. The record is from the annotation of a GenBank genome assembly. NCBI's taxonomy places the organism in Eukaryota, Metazoa, Platyhelminthes, Monogenea, Polystomatidea, Polystomatidae.